UGUGAGCGCAGUGAUUGUGAGCAUGGACCUAUCAGCGCUCCUCAGAGGAUCUGUGAAAUGCAGGAAGCAGAAACCUCUCAAGACGAAGGAAACCAGCGGAGAGGCGUUUGAAAACUACAUGAGGAUACUCUACGGGCUGCCUCUUGAUAUCAAGGUUGAUUUGGAAGACACGUUGGACCCAGUUGAACCUGAGAUAGCCUCCUUUGAUCCUGAUCCGUAUCAAAAGGAGCCCGUUACCCUCCCUGCCUUAAAGAAGGUCGUCCGCCGAGAAGCCAUAGUAGAGAUAGUCGUGAAAAAGAAGAUUAAGAAGAAGAAGAAGAAAAAGGAUCCUGAAGCAACCCCUCCUCCAACACCCCUGAAACAAUUCAAACCCGUUCCCAGAGUGCAGAAACCCAUCAAAGUGAAGAAGUAUAAAGAGCCUCCAGAGAUCAUUCCUCCUAAAGAGGAACCUGAACCUCCUCCUCUUCCUCUUCCUCCUCCUCGUCCUGUUCCUUGUCCUCCUCGUCCUCCUCCAAGGCCUUCAUCACAACCCCCACCGAGGGAACCCACCCCCGAGGUGCCGACGUUCCUCAAACAGUUUUCAGAAGCAGCCUGGUUUAAAGAGCUGUAUCCGGAUAAAAGGGGCGUCCCCAGUGAUCUGUCUCCAGAGCAGUUCUCCCUGCAGCUCCUGGAUCAUGUGACCUCCUGCAGCUCCGCCUCCAGGCUGAAGGUCCUCUCCGCUCUGCAGGCGCUUCGCAGCCAGAACCUGCUGCUGAACUCAGAUCAGAUUUACCAGGGACUCCUCCACCUGCUGCACACCUCCAUCAAACCUCCGCUGUCAGCUGUGCAGCAGUCAGCUGUGGUUGAGACGUUGAAUCUGCUGCUGCGUCUCAGGUCUGCCAGUUAUGAGUUUGUGAGGGAGCUUCUCACGCUGCUGGCUUUCAAAUUACUGGGUCUCAGAGAAGCGGUGCUGAGCAUUCUGACUUCACUAUCUGUGAAUGAGCCUGAGAUGUGGCUAGCACCUGAGAUGGAGGGCUGGAAAUCGGACCCGUCUAACACCUGGAGCGGUUUCCAUAACAGAGCAGAGUCCUGGCUGCAGGAGUGGAUCUCCAAAUACAAAGAACAUGCCAGGACUUCAGGCAGGUUCAAGCCAUCGAGCGUCAGCCUGGUGGACGUUCUGAAUUACUUCUGCUCGCUGCAGAGAGAGGAGUUCAGGAAGGCUCGAUGUGUGGCGCCAGCCGGGCACAAAAACACCGUUCUGAUGCCUCUGAAUGACUGUGGCUCUCAUCCAAUCCAGCGUCUAGGAGAGACUCACAGCAUGGCCAGGACCUGGAAGACACCAGGUUUUAUUCUUCCUGCCCUGAGACACCGUCCCUUCCUCAGUCUCUUCCCCAGAUUCAUCUCCUUCCCGUUACCUCGGGUCACUUUGCUCCCCUUCCUCCUGUCUUCAGAGGACACCUGGCUGCAGGCGACAUAUCGACGAUACUUCAUCCUGCAGCAGUCGUACGUCGAGUACUACAGAUGAUACCUCCUUAUAUUAAACAAUUAAACAGAGAUGUUAAAGUACACACAUCCUGUACUCAAGUAGAAGUACACACAUCC
Messenger RNA from Notothenia coriiceps (black rockcod), 1581 nucleotides. RefSeq lists its product as uncharacterized. The coding region runs from base 23 to 1504 and encodes 493 amino acids. The record is from RefSeq and is a predicted model, not a curated record. The transcript has 10 exons. NCBI's taxonomy places the organism in Eukaryota, Metazoa, Chordata, Actinopteri, Perciformes, Nototheniidae.